AUGGGCGUCCAGGACCAGAACACUCCAUUACAUCUCGCUGCCUUUAAUGGACGCACACCUACAGUGGAGGAGUUACUACAUAAAGGUGCUAAUGUGAAUGCUGUUGAUAAAUACAACAAGACUCCACUGCACUAUGCAGUAGAAAAAGGUGAUCAUGAAUCAGUUCAGAUAUUGAUAUCAGCAGGUGCUAAUGUAGACGUAGUUGAUGAGGAUCAGAACACUCCAUUACAUCUCGCUGCCUGUUUUGGAUACACUCCUAUAGUGGAGAAGUUACUACAUAAAGGUGCUAAUGUGAAUGCUGUCAAUAAA
This is a messenger RNA of Saccoglossus kowalevskii, 309 nucleotides long. RefSeq names its product ankyrin repeat and SOCS box protein 8-like. Lineage: Eukaryota; Metazoa; Hemichordata; Enteropneusta; Harrimaniidae. The record is from RefSeq and is a predicted model, not a curated record.